This is a messenger RNA of Lagopus leucura (white-tailed ptarmigan), 538 nucleotides long. Its product is annotated as interleukin enhancer-binding factor 2-like. Lineage: Eukaryota; Metazoa; Chordata; Aves; Galliformes; Phasianidae. The record is from RefSeq and is a predicted model, not a curated record. The coding region runs from base 34 to 303 and encodes 89 amino acids. The transcript is spliced from 3 exons.
UGUGAGAGUGGCAACUUCAGGGUGCACACGGUCAUGACUCUGGAGCAGCAGGACAUGGUGUGCUACACGGCGCAGACGCUGGUCCGGAUCCUCUCUCAUGGAGGCUACAGGAAGAUCCUGGGCCAGGAGGGCGACGCCAGCUAUCUGGCUUCCGAGAUGUCCACGUGGGACGGAGUGAUAGUGACACCUUCGGAGAAAGCUUACGAGAAACCUCCAGAGAAGAAAGAAGGAGAAGAGGAAGAGGAAAACCAGGAAGAACCCGCUGCGGGCGAGGAGGAGGAAAGCAUGGAGACCCAGGAGUGAUUUGCCCAGGUAAAGCCUGAGAGGAGGGAGCAGGAAGAGGCUGGGCAGAGCUCUGCCUCCCACAGUCCCUGCUCUGCCCCUGCAGCGCAGCUCAGCACCACCGGCUGCUCCUGGAGGAGGCACUCGAAGAACUGAGCAGAGGAACGAAAUCAACCCCAGCAAACACACCCAACCGAUGCCAUCUGUCCCUUGUAUUUGUUUUUAUAGGUUGACAUUAAAGUAUUCUCCCUUUUGA